AUGAAAGGCAUAAUUCCAUUCUUAAAAUUUUUACUCAUAAUUGUUGUAGCAGUUCAACAUGUGCUACUAUCGCUCAACAUCAGCUCCAACAGAAUCUUGCUAUCAUUAAUAGACGGAAUGUUAAUAAUUAUUUUAAUUUAUUUUCUUAUUAGAUCCAUAAAUAAUAUUCAAAUGUACAUAAUAUAUAUAUACAGCAUUGUAACAAAGAUAACAAUCAUAUUUUUUGCGUCCUUUCCAAAAUAUAUAAAUAGUAAAAAAGAAGAAGAUGUAACUGCUUCAAUAUAUUAUGAACAGUUUUCACGUAAAGUGGAGAUAGUGACAAUAGCUAUAUUAGUUACUAUUGUUGUUUAUAUCCUUUUAUUUUAUAUAACAAAUUAUAGCUUGUUAAAUAUACAUACAAUAAGUAUAGAAAACAUUUUAUUUUUUCUUAUUAUUACACAUGUGUCUAUAGACUUUUUAGAUGUAUCUGAUUUUUUCUGUUCUUCGUAUUUUUAUUUUUACCUAUAUUAUUUCAGACUAAAAGAGGAGUCUACUUUAUUUAAGGAUACUAAUUCGUUUGCAUACUCUUCUAUAGACUACAGUACCAUAGUAAACUUUUACAGUAUUUCAGUUAAUGCAUAUGAAGUCAUUUUCAUUCUUUUCGGAGUCGUAAUCUCUUUGAAUAUAUCUCUGCAUGCAUACUCGUUGCCUAACUACUCGUACGAAGCAACAUGGGGGAAAGGCGCAAAAGGGGUUGAUGUAACACGGGCAGAAGUGAAACCGUCGGUGGGGCAAACAUUAGAACAGGAAAAGAAAAAAAGUAAAGCGGAAAGGGGAUGGAACAAUAAUAUGUGGUAUAAUGAAGAUAAGGAAGACGGAAGCAAUGGAGAAGAAGAGAAAUUCAAAGAUAAAAUGGUACAACUUAACGAUGAAAAUAGAAGCCUUUUAAAGAGUCACUCCACUACAAAUAACAUGUACACCUUUCCAUCGUAUCAGUUAAACUCGAAAGAUAAGCAGCUAAGUUUGGCUAAAAGUUUCUACAAGGAUGACAAACUAACACAGGGAGGGGGAAGCCUCGAUAGGUCUUACAAGUCGAUUAGAGCCUCUACUAGUAAAGGAAAAGUAACUCAUCUGAGUGUAACAAAUUACAACUAUUAUAUAAAUGAGGCAAGAAAAACAAAAUAUCAUUCGAAGGUGGGGGGGGAUGCUAUGUCAUGCCUCAAAUACAUUAGUAUAUACAGCUUCAUAUUCACAGAUCUGAUUUUUCUAGUUGCCAGACUCUUCAAUUCUUUUGUCUUUUCGGUUGGAUCAUCGUCCUCCUUUUUUGUGAUUAAAAAUGUCUGCUUUAUCAUAAUUCACGGUUCGCGCAUAUACAGAAAGUCGAAAUUUCUUAACUGUAGAAGAAGUAAGAAAAGGAAAGAAAGAAGAGAGGAAUUAACAAAAAAAAAGGAAAUGGGAGUUAACCAAAGUGAGAAAGAAGAACGAAAAGGGAACUACAAAGACUCAUAUGAAAAGGAAAAAAUACAAGAUAUAGAAGAUAAUCAAAAGGAAGGAAUAAACAGCCUUUUCAGAAGCCGCAGGAGCAGUGCUCAUUUAAAAGAGAGCUACUUCAAUUUAGAAUUAAUAAGUAAAAGCAUUUUUUCGAGUGAAAUAAAAAAUUUUGACGAAAUUAAAUAUAUGGAUUAUAAAAGAGUUACCAGUCUAAAUUACGAAAAAAUAAAAGCAUACUUCUUCAUUUUAUAUUUUAAAUAUAAAGGAAUUAACAUAAAAAAAUAUGCAUCCUGUUAUGUUGACAAUAUAGAACAAAAUUCUUCUAAAUUCUUUAUCAUAUUUCUAUUCUUCUUCUUAUUAAUAUCUUUGAAAAUAACAAUUCUUGUAAUCACAUACACGUUUAAUAUUGAAGACGAAUUUAAAAAAAGCCUUUACCAGUUAACAUUUCUAUACAAUUUGACAGCAUUAAAAUCAUGUUUUAUACUUAAGAUUUACUUUCUUAUUAUUAUUUCUUAUGUUGUGUCUUCCUUCUUUGUAUAUAGUUUCAUAUGUUCCAUUUUUGAUGCCUUCUUCAUGUCUUUCUUGUAUUUCUUCAAUUUGGUUUCCUACUCUUUUAUUCUUAUCAUAAUAUCACAGUACAACCCGUCCUACGAUAUAUUUAGCUAUUUCAACAGGAGUAAGAAUUUUCCCAUUGUUCUCUGUGUCUUUGUCUACCUGGUGUACCUUUUCCUGAACGACACGUACAUGUUCAUCUACAUGCUGCUCGGACGCAAGUACAUAACAUACAAGUAUAGGAUAAACACGAAGAAGAGAAAAAGAGACCUAGAAAAUACCAACAUUCAGAGGGAGGAAGUAUACGUAUCAGUAUCAGUCAUAUCCUCGUUAGUAGUUAAACUAAUCAAAUAUAUGAAGGGACCACUUAUAUUAAAUAAGCUAAUAAUUGGAAACAACUUCAUAAAGAACACAAGACUAGACAACUAUUUGUUUUUUUGUCAUUUUAAAGAAAUAACUGUUAAACUUAUAAUUUAUUUUUCAUGCUCUUUUUUAUUACCUAGAUAUAAUAUUAUAAAAUUUUCUUUUAUUCUGCAAAUUUUUAUAAUAGACAUAUUUGUAGCUAUUCUAUAUUUAAUAUUGUCAAAAGUGUACAGGAAUACUGUUAUGGAUUGUGUCUUCGCCCAGGCAGCCUUCACUUGCUUGAAUAGAGGCGAAGAUAAUACCUUUGAUUACCCAGAUUAUAACAAGAGUGAAUAUGGGGCAUAUUCCUAUGACUACUUUGUUCUCUUUGAUAACAGUUUGAAUUAUUUUUGA
Plasmodium malariae is the source of this 2778-nucleotide messenger RNA. RefSeq names its product conserved Plasmodium protein, unknown function. Lineage: Eukaryota; Apicomplexa; Aconoidasida; Haemosporida; Plasmodiidae. The record is from RefSeq and is a predicted model, not a curated record. The transcript has 4 exons. The coding region runs from base 1 to 2778 and encodes 925 amino acids.